GUUUGCACCAUCAUGUGUGCUGAGGCUGAAGCAUGCAUGUGCGAAUGAGGCUUCCUCCUGCUCCACCUCCUCCCCUUCUCCAUCGGCGGGCUCCUGCGUUCUGCAUCCCGCUGCGGAGGACUCGUCAGUGCAGCUGGGGCCGUGACAGCCAUAGCAGCUUCAGCAUCAUCCCCUCCCCGUCAGUCUCGGCAGCAUCGUCGAAAGCACCCGGUUCUUCCAGCUUUGAGCGACACACCCACCCCGUCUCUCGGCUCUCUUUCCUCCAGCAACCGUGUGUCGUACAAGCCAGCAGCCAGGCACUCUCAUCCCGGGCUAGUUUACCCGGCCGCAUCCUUACUCCCUCCUCUCGGCAGAGCUUACCACCACAACAGUCCCCGUCUCUCGUCCUCUUCACCACCAUCCGCUUGUCGUAGAGCGAGUCGGGAAAAAGCAGGCAAGCUGUCUCUUUUUUCUGCACAGGUGUGUGUUGGCUGGGCAGGUGGUCUUCCACUGGCCCUUUGGAGGAUGAUCCUAUGGAUGAAGACGGAGGAGAUGGCCCUAGGGGAGCUUCUGGAAAGGCUAAGGACAGUCACUCAAAGCAUAGAUGACAUCAUGCAGCUGGACAGCAGUCCCCUCCGUGCUGCUGACAUCACGCCCGACCUCAAGAAGCAGUUUGCCUUCCUUUCAGGAGGUAGAGGAGAUACUGGCAGCCCCAUCAUUGUGUUCCCAGAAUUCCCUGCGUUUGGAGAGAUCACGGACGGAGCGUUUCACAACGUGCUGACCUACCUGACUAGUGUUCCGAGUUUGUCUUCGACUGGCGUGGGUUUCAUCCUUGUCAUCGAUCGACGGCAAGACCGAUGGGCGGCCGUCAAGGGGACCCUGCUCCGCAUCGCAGGCUCCUUCCCAGGGAACCUCCAGCUGGUCCUGGUCCUGAGGCCCACCACCCUCCUGCAGCGGACUCUCUCCGACAUACUCUUCAAGUUUAACAAGGAUGAGUUCAAGAUGAAGGUGCCGGUGAUCAUGCUGAGCUCAAUAACUGAGCUCCAUGCCUACAUCGACCACUCCCAACUGACCAAGGAACUCGGAGGAACUCAGGAGUACUGCCAUGAGAAGUGGAUCUCUCACCGCACUGCUAUUGAAGGCUUCGCAUUGAUGGUAAAGAAAACAGCGCAGAUCCUGCAGUCGUUUGGGACUGUGCUGGCUGAAACGGAACUCCCCAACGACAUCCAGGCCACAAGCGUCCUGCUGAGCACACACACCAACAAGAAAGACAAAAUGAAGGAGGACCUGCUGGUUGCUCUGAAUCAGGGCAGCAGGCUGCUGGAGAGCAUCAAUGAGCCGGUGGUGCGAGACCCCGAUCACAACAUGAACCAGGACGAGCUUGAGAAUCUGGCCACUGUGCAGAGACUGUUGUCCCAGCUAGACGAGACUGAAAGGGCUUUUGAUGAGUUUUGGGUGAGGCAUCAAACCAAACUGCAGCAGUGUCUCCAACUGCGCCACUUCGAGCACAACUACAGAGAGGUGAGGGCUCUGCUGGAUCAGGUUUCUGAGAAACUUGCAACCUUCUCUGAGGUGGGGAUCAGCCCAGCCCACGCGGACCAUAUCUUCAGCGAACUCUCCACCUAUGAGGAGAGAGUUUGUGAGGUGCUGGGUAGAGCCUCGUCGUUGGCCUGUGAUGGCGAUGACAUGAUCCACAACUCCCACUAUGCCGAGGACUCCGUUCAGCCUAAAUGCAUGGAGCUUAGAGCCGUCAGUGAGAAUGUGAGCAGCAACCUGAGGACCAGGAAAGACCAUCUCCUCAAAGCCAUGGAGCUGCACCACUGUUUGGAGAGAGCUUCUAAAUGGGUUGAUGAUGGUAUAUACCUGCUGGCGUCUCAGCCAGUAGACAAGUGUCAAUCACAUGAGGGGGCAGAGUUGGCCCUGAAGGAGCUGGAGCACCACCUGGAUAAUGCAGAGCAGAACCAGCUGUCAGAACUCAGUACCAUCUGGAGGGAAUACGAGACCGUGCUCAACCAGCAGUUCAGAGACCAAGUGGAAAAGGUUUUCCAGAAGCAGGUGUCUAUGCAGGAGAUGUUCGACAAGAGGAGGGUCAGCCUGAAGAAGCUUGCAGCCAAACAGACCAGGCCGGUGCAGCCGGUAGCCCCCAGACCUGAAGCCUUCAUCAAAUCCCCCCUCAGCUCGCCUGCACACAUAGCCCAGCAGGAGAGAAAGUGCUCAGAGGCAGACUCUGGGAACAGCUGUGAGAAGGGAAACGGACAACUGCAGAAUGGAGACAAUAACAGCCGACAUGCGUCUCUUUCAGAGGAGGAGGAGAACCUGGCAGUGCUCAGGAGGCAUGUUAUGAACGAGCUGUUGGAAACUGAGAGAGCCUACGUGGAAGAGCUGCUCUGUGUGCUACAGGGAUAUGCCUCGGAGAUGGAUAAUGCGGCCAUGGCUCACCUCAUCCCCGCUCCUCUGCAGAACAAGAAGGAGGUUCUGUUUGGCAACAUGUUAGAGAUCUACCACUUCCAUGAGAGGACGUUUCUGAGGGAGUUGGAGCAGUACACCGACUGCCCAGAGUUGAUUGGAAGGUGUUUUCUAGAGAGGAUGACAGACCUGCAGAUUUAUGAGAAGUACUGCCACAACAAGCCUCGCUCUGAAAGCCUUUGGAGGCAGUGCUCAGACUGUGCCUUCUUCCAGGAGUGUCAGAAAAAGCUGGAGCAUAAACUCGGCUUAGAUUCUUACCUCCUGAAGCCCGUUCAGAGGAUUACCAAAUACCAGCUGCUACUGAAGGAAAUGCUGAAGUACAGCAAGAGCUGUGAGGGGGCGGAUGACCUGCAGGAUGCACUGACCUCCAUCCUGGGCAUCCUCAAGGCCGUCAAUGACUCAAUGCACCUCAUCGCCAUUACAGGAUAUGAGGGUAAUAUGAGCGAGCUGGGUAAGCUGCUGAUGCAAGGGUCAUUCAGCGUGUGGACCGAGCACAAGAAGGGUCAUGCCAAGGUCAAGGAUCUGGCCCGUUUCAAGCCCAUGCAGAGGCACCUCUUCCUCCAUGAAAAGACCCUGCUCUUCUGCAAGAGGAGGGAGGAGAACGGCGAAGGCUACGAGAAAGCUCCCUCGUACAGCUUCAAACAAUCUCUGAAUAUGAGUGCUGUUGGCAUAACGGAGAACGCAAAGGGAGACAACAAGAAGUUUGAAAUCUGGUGCAACUCCAGAGAAGAGGUCUACAUUGUUCAGGCGCCAACAGCUGAAGUAAAAACCACCUGGGUGAACGAGAUCAGGAAGGUUCUGACCACCCAGCUGGAAGCCUGCAGAGCCAGUCAGCAGAAGGCACCUGAUCAGGUGUUCCAGUUCCCUCCUGUGUCCAGUGGACCAGUAAGUCUCAGUCCGUUCAAGUCUGGUCAGAAGAGCUUUAAGAGGGGAGAGGAGAAGAAAGCUGAGCCCUGCAGCCUUGAUGCCGAUCCUGUUCUUUACCCGAAGUCCACUGGAAAAGACGAGGCUGUGACAAGCCCCCCCUCAGACAGAGCUGCUGUGGCUAAAAAGCGUUUUACUUUACAGGGCUUCAGUAACCUCAAAGCCCAGAAAGGAUCUCCCACGAGUCCCGAUCACAAGACGAAGCGGCAGAGCGACCCCACGCCGUUUGGCUUCAAAGAUGCAGGUCCUGCCCCCCCCCACCUGAACAGGGCCAGGUGGUUCAGCACUCCUAGUCUCUUACAGACAAAGUGGAGAGGCUGGAACAAGACCUCCCUGUCGCUGGAUGCCUCAGAGGAGCAUGAAGGAUAUUCCAGCGCCGAUGAGCCUCUUAAUUCUGACCCAGAGGACGACGGCGGGAAGAAGCUGUGUGCCGGCAAAUAUACGGUGACGGGCGACUACGAGAAUGCAGACGCUCAAGAGCUCUCGGUAAAGAGCGGCGACGUCGUGCGGCUGGUCAAAGAGGAGGACGACGGUCACUGGUUUGUACGUAACCUGAGCAGCUCCAAGGAGGGCUUGAUCGCAGCCGCCAAUCUCAUCACGCUCAUCGGAAAGUCCAAGUCCUGCCAGUCACUCACCAGCUCAGAAGGCAGUGGCUCUGGAAACCUCAGCACAUCGUCCAGCUGCAGUGAGACCUAACCGGCCUCCUCCACAUCAAACCCUGGACUCCUCAUCAUUUCCGACAUCACCAAACUGCCCUCAUUAAUGCUAGCAUCAUGUUGCUAUCUGUGCUAUUGCCAACGUCGGUACUCUUGAGAAUUUUGUCAGGUUUUCAUAGUAUUUUUUUUUUUCAUUUUUCAAAUCAUGUAAACGCACAGAUUUAAUAAGCCGAUUCGUCACAUGUUAUAGACUUGAUUGUCGUGCAAUUGUGCGGUGACAAUCCAGAAUGCUGGUCGGAUAAAUACAUCACAGAAUGUCAUUCCACUGCAUUGUGAAGUGAACUUCCUCUAAUCAUACACUUCUCUGUACGUUCUUUUUUUUUUAAAGGAGAACAGUGGAUCAGUGUUUAAUAUGUAAUAGAUGUAUGGAUGGGCCAGCGGGACUGAUCUUCGUUAAUGCAUCUACUUAUGUUCACAUGAAAAGUGCAGAAGGUUAGUGAUGAUCUGGGGAUGUCUGCUGUCUCUCUGCUCACCGCCACUAAUCUACCCAAGCAGGAGGUUCUUAACGCUGCCGGCGCUGUCCCUGAAACGGGACGGGGAUGAACAUGUACAGCCUGUUUCGCUCCGAUGAAUGUUUUCUGAGAGCCUUCCUCUGCUUUUCCCUUUACAAGCUUAUUUAUUUGUAAGAAACAAAAGCCGUCAUGUAUAUUUACUCACUGUUUUUGUACUUAUUUUCUCCCUGUCUUCUCACGUCUGUUGUCAUUAGAAAGCAGUUCUGCCACCAGCUUCCCCAGACGUUGUGUACGAGGUUUGUGUUUUGGGGUCUCCGAGGGCCUCGUAGUAUAACUCUGUGAGUUUUCAUGUUCGCUACAGUUUAAAAAUGUUUCUCCAUCACUGUAUGGCGCUAACUUAUUCCCUGUGGAGGAUUAUGUUCUGAAUGUAGAUAUUGUCCAUUAAUAUCAGUUUGUCAUGAAAUGUCUGAGAUGCUAUAUUGUACAUUAUGCGUGGUGCCGUCACUUGACUUUUCUUUUGUUUUUUACAUAAACAACUUCAAUUCA
Gasterosteus aculeatus aculeatus (three-spined stickleback) is the source of this 5083-nucleotide messenger RNA. NCBI's taxonomy places the organism in Eukaryota, Metazoa, Chordata, Actinopteri, Perciformes, Gasterosteidae. The record is from RefSeq and is a predicted model, not a curated record.